Lycium ferocissimum is the source of this 1149-nucleotide messenger RNA. RefSeq lists its product as uncharacterized. The coding region runs from base 1 to 930 and encodes 309 amino acids. The transcript has 3 exons. NCBI's taxonomy places the organism in Eukaryota, Viridiplantae, Streptophyta, Magnoliopsida, Solanales, Solanaceae. The record is from RefSeq and is a predicted model, not a curated record.
AUGACGACUUUAUCAGUUGCAAUGGAUGCAAUUGCACCACCUUGCACUUUUAAGUGUGUACAUGUCAAUGGAAAACUGAUAUUUUUUCCUUCUCCUGCAGUGAUGGAAUGUGGAUUCUCUUAUACUGAAGGGAAGGGCCCAGAAGACGAUAACCUAAAAGGGAGCAACCCAUCUUCUGAUGCUCAGAAAUCUCAUCAGAAGCCCUUGGACUGGAGGGAAUUCCGAGCAUCUCUCUACAUUCAGGAGCUGCAGGCGGCAAAUGCAGUCUCUGACACUCGCAAGCAAGAGGGAACAAGUUUUGGUCCGAAAGCUCUUCCCUUGAAGUGGGCACAUCCAAUUUCAGCACCUGAGAAUGGCUGUGUUCUUGUUGCCACUGAAAAGCUCGAUGGAAUUCGUACUUUUGAAAGAACGGUAGUUCUCCUCCUCAGAUCUGGAACCAAGCACCCACAAGAGGGUCCAUUUGGUGUAGUCAUAAACCGGCCACUAGGCAAAAAGAUCAAACACAUGAAACCCACAAAUCUCGACCUGGCAACAACCUUUGCUGAUUGUUCCUUGCACUUCGGUGGGCCCCUUGAGGCAAGUAUGUUUUUACUAAGAUCAGGGGCUGGUUCAGAGCUACCUAGGUUCGAAGAGGUGGUUCCUGGUGUGUGCUUUGGUGCUCGAAACAGUUUGGAAGAAGCAUCUGCAUUGGUAAACAAAGGGGUGCUUAAACCUCAAGAUUUCAGAUUCUUUGUUGGCUAUGCAGGAUGGCAGCUUGACCAGUUGAGGGAAGAGAUUGAAUCCGGCUAUUGGUACGUUGCCUCAUGUAGCGCAAAUCUGAUUUUUGCAGGUUCACAAACUUCGUCAUCAGAGAGUUUGUGGGGAGAGAUAUUACAGUUGAUGGGUGGUCAGUAUUCGGAAGUAAGUCGGAAGCCUAAGCAAGACAUAUAAGCUUCUCAAUGAGCAUUCAGGUUUGAUAGAAAGAGAAGUUUGUGUGAAAGUCAAAUGUACAUAAUGGUGGCACAGGUCCUAAUCUAGUAGAGCUCUCGUCUUCCAUUUCUGCUUUCUCUCCUAGACCUUGCUAAUAAGUUAUGAUCAAUGUAUGUAAAUGAAUAACUCUUUGGAGGAUCCUAGUAUUAUGAUUAAUUUAACGUCUCAUUGCUUCUCUAA